This is a messenger RNA of Diabrotica balteata, 2094 nucleotides long. The record is from the annotation of a GenBank genome assembly. Lineage: Eukaryota; Metazoa; Arthropoda; Insecta; Coleoptera; Chrysomelidae.
AUGAGAUGCAAAGAAACAAAAGAAAGUGAAGUUCUAGAUGCAGAAAAAGAAGAUAAUAACAUUAAAGAAAAUAAAACGAAUAAUAUAAGAGACAAAGAAGAAGCAAGGUUUAGUUUGGUAGCAGCUAGAGCAAACGUUGUAUCAAAUGAAGAUAACUACGACAAGAUAGAAGGGUUAGCUGAUAAAGUGAAGGAUAAUUCCGACAGAGGUGAAGAAAAGUAUGACAGAAUAGAAGAUGAGGCAAAUUAUGUGAAAACCGCAAAAGAAGAAAGACGUGAUAUAACUGAAGAAAUAGAAGAUAAAGUAAAGGAUGAUACAGGUAUUGGAGAAGAAAUGACACAUAUAGUAAAUUACAAUAAUGCUCAAAAAGACAAAUUAAAAACUGUGAUGGAAAAACGUGAAAAAAUUCCACCGAAAACCUUUGAACCGUGCUGUGAUAAACUAAGUGAUAGAAUAUUCUUGCCAAAUCACAAAAACAACAGAAAACUUGGUGACAUAAAUUGCACCAUGUCUGCAGUGCACGAACGGGACCUCUCAUCGAAAACUCAACUUCCUCAAUCUGUGCUAAAAGAAUUUGCAAGGACAUACCAGGAACCUAAAUUUAUAGAUGACACAAUGAAUUCGAAUCAUAAACUAACAGAAUCAGGGUUGGAGAAAUUUAUGGAGUACACUCGUAACCAAGAAGACUCACUUUUUAAUUCUAUGAAUUCCAAACACGAUGGAAGUAUUCUUACUCAUAUUCAUCAGAAGCAGAUUUCUUACGCCCAUUCUGAAGGAUACCAUAGUUACGUUUCAAGUACAGACUCCACUUCUACUCCUUUUUUGGAUCGCUUGAGAAGAGAUAGCGAAGCGGCAGUUGGAAGUUCUAUCUCUUCCAACACUUGGGAUGAGCUAAAGCCUGAAGACUCAAAUAGUAGAAGUGAAGGAAGAGACAGUGUAGUUACUACAAGCUCCGGAAGUAUUUCUUCUAGUGAAACACUCAAAUGUCACGGUUCUAUGAGUGAUGUUUCUGUUACAUCCCAUAGUAGUUCUCGUAAUAACUCUAACAGUUCAACUAAACAAUUAAUAGCUCAUAGUGAGAGAGUUCAAACACCAAAAAGACAUCAUUCAGAAAGUGUGUUAUAUAUGGUUGAGGAAAAGGAAAGUUCUUUAAAAACCAGGGCAGGCAGAAAUUGUAACGUAAAUAAACUUAAAUUUUUCCCUUUAAACAAUUACAACACAUAUAUAGUACAGGAAAAUGAAAACCAAUCAGCUAAUAUCUCUAAAACUUCUAACCACAGGUUAUCACUAUCACUACAAUCAGAAUUAUCAGUGGCAGAUAGAGUAAGUGAAUUGGAAAAACAACAGAAAUAUUCAUAUUAUGAUCCAGAAAAAAAACAUAAAUUUCCUGAUCCUACACUUAAAGCUAUACAGAAGAAAGCUCUUUUGUCAUUUUACGAAAGACACAAUAAUCCCAACAAAAAUUAUUGGAUAUCAGAACCACAGCUUCCCCACACAAACCCCGUAUAUACCCAAUCUCUUUUAAAAUUAAAAACUCAAGUGGCGUCUAGACGAGCUUCAUCUGCCUCCGAUUAUGUGGCGAGUAACUCCAAAAGGAGUAGUUUGGCAUCUAAUAAAGAAAAGAUUGAUCUUAUAUCACAAACAGUUCCUAGACAUCAACAUAAUAAUUCAUGUGGAAGUUUAUCGACUGAUAUCUUAGGACCUAUUAUAGUAGGUUCAGCAAUAUCCGUUGACGACUACGUUCCAGAUCAACCACCUGAACGACCUCCGAAGCAUCCUAAUCUAAGAACCGCGUUUCCAGACUUAUUUUUAGACCAAAGGGUUCCUAGUCCAGAUUUACCACCUCCCUCCCCACCUACGGUUUUGGAAAAUGAAGUGUUUAAUAAUGAUGAACCUUUUCCCCCACCACCACCAGAAUGCAAAAGCGAUUGGCAGGAAGCAUUUAGUGAUACAGCAGAAAUUUGUACUGGAUAUCAAAUUCCCGCUUCACAAAUGCCUUCGGAGUUGGAAAUCAAAGUUAUUGAACAAACAGUAGUUUUAGUACAAGCAACCAGUAAAGUAGAGUAUAACUUAAUAAUAACUCCUGUUAUUUGA